AAAUGGUCACCCUACCUAAAUUGGUUUUUUUUUUGAGGUUAUGGAUCAAAUCAAAUAUAGAUUAUAAAAUUAAUAUUAGACUAUGAACUGUUAAUGUGUAAAUUUCGACAUGGCGCUUUUUGGAGCCCAGUUAGUUAUUACAUUAAUAAUGGUGUCAGUGAUACAAAAAUUAGGCAAUUAUUCUUUUGCACGAUGGCUGUUAUGUUCGAAUGGCUUGUAUCGUUACUUAUAUCCAGAUAAUAACGAGCUAAGAACUUUAGCUGGCGUUCCUAAAGAGAAAAUGAAAGGAAAAAAGGGCGGCAAAAAUGAAUCAAAUGGAAAGCCCGAAACAUUUCACGUACCUCGCAGUCUCGAAAUACAGCUGGAGACUGCGCCGGUGACACCAUUAGAUGUUGUUCAUUUGAGAUUCUAUACAGAAUACGUAUGGAUUGUGGAUUUUUCUCUAUAUACUGCUAUUGUUUAUAUCAUGUCAGAGUAUUUCACCAGUGAUGAGUCUAUUGGAGAAAGGUCAACAUGCAUUGUGGCAUUCUGUGUGUUUUUAUUGAUUGCCAUGAUGGUGCUCAUUGUAGACGAAUCUAAUCUGGAAGUGGGUGUGGAUCCAGCUUAUGAUAGCUUCUAUGAGAAUGCUUCUAAGUUUCUGGAAAACCAGGGAUUGUCUUCUGUAGGUCCAGCAUCCAAGUUGAUACUGAAAUUAUCAUUAGCUGUGUGGGCUGCUGUGAUUGGAACACUGUUUACGUUUCCCGGUCUUAGAAUUGCUAGGAUGCACUGGGAUUCAUUACGGUACUAUGAGGACAGCAAAGUGAAAGGUCUACUAUUAAACGUCAACUUUGCAAUGCCUUUUAUAAUAUCACUGUUGUGGGUCCGGCCGGUGACAAGACACUACCUCACAGUACGAGUGUUCAGCGGGAUGGACGCACCGCUGUGA
This is a messenger RNA of Diatraea saccharalis (sugarcane borer), 925 nucleotides long. The record is from the annotation of a GenBank genome assembly. Lineage: Eukaryota; Metazoa; Arthropoda; Insecta; Lepidoptera; Crambidae.